CGGCGCGGCGAUGGCGGAACGCGGGGGCGCGGCGGUGGCGCGCUCGCGGUCCCUGUUCUUGUGGGACGACGGGAGCCCGAUGCGGUUCUACGUGCGGCCCGGGCUAGCCAAGCUGCGCUUGGCGCCCCUGGUGCUGGCGGGCGGCGGCCGGCUGUGCCGCGUGCAGGAGCCGGGAGCCGUGCUGCUGGCGCAGCCCGGCGAGGCGGCGCCCGGCGGGGCUGUCUCCACCGAGUACGUGACGGAGUGCGUGGAGCGCAACCAGCGGCUGCCGCUGGAGCCCUUCCGGCUGCCCGCCGCGCCGCCCGCCGCCUCGCCGCGCGGCCGCCUCGCCUUCACGGAAGCGGAGGACGCGGCGCUGCUGCGGGCGGUGCGCGGGCGGGGCGAGGCGCGGGCGAGCGGCCGGGCGCUCUGGAAGGAGCUGGAGCGAGCCGGCCUGACGCGGCACAGCUGGCAGGCCAUGCGCGACCGCUACCUGCGGCGCCUGCGGCCGCUGCUCGGGGAGCCCCAGCGGACGGAGGAGCCCGCGCAGAGCACGGGUCUUUUCGAGGCAGCGAAUCGGGAGUUCGAAAGCACGGAGUCAGGAAGUGACACUUCGGACAUUUCAGAAGAACUUUCUACACAAGAUGGAGAGGGAAGGUCGCCAGGAGAAACAGCAUCUGGUUUGAAAACUGGACCGGAGGACUCUGCUCUCCCUGACACUCAAUUACAAAGGGAAGAAAGACCAACAAGCACUUGCUCUUCUUCCAGUGUGGUGGGAGAGGUAGUAAAAACUAUGCAGUACUUCAUGGAGAAGUUCGGCAUGGACCUGUUCACUGUUACACAGGCCUUUCUGAAAAACACUGGGGAAGUAGAGACUACUUUAUACUUUCUGCAGACAGGGCAGCGCUUGGAUGGGUACCCUGUAUGGAGCAGAGAGGAUGAUUUGGAAUUGCAAAAAGAUGAUGAACGUGUCAGAAAUAAAUUGAUAGCAAAAUUUGGAGCUGAAAAUGUAGCAAAGCGUGUAGCAUUUAGGAAAAGUUAGACAGCCAAGCAGAGGGGAAUGGCUAAUCUAGGACUGUGGCAGGAACUUAAAAAACCAAAGUCAUUUCAGAAAUGCAAAUGUGAUGGAAAAUUUGAUGCAACAUUCCGAAGUUUCAGAAAUGCUUUAAAAUAAUUUUUUGAUAAAAGGCCUAUUUUGUAUUUGAUUUUUAUUUGCAAUACUGAGUACAUUAAACAUUUAAAAGUAGAAAAUGGUGAAGAUAAAGGUUCUAUAUAGUAUUAAGUUUUCAUUGAAAAUUUCCUUUAAAGUGUGUAUCUACUAUAUAAACCAGCUGACAGUCCUACCUGUAUAUUGCUGCAUGCAAAGGAUUUUGAAUAGGGUUGGAACCAAAAUCUGACAGAAUCACAUUAAGUGCUCUAACCUGUAAUGAAUGCAUUAUUAGUGCACAAUAGCAGCCUAUUCUCUGUCAUCUGUCUUACUUCACACUGUUUGGAUGAUCAUUUAAUAACCUGCUUUGCCAGUUGUUGUCAUUACCUUGUUGUUGUUGUUGUUAGUGAACCUUGAUUAGCAGCAGACAUUUGGAGAUGAUAACAAUGAAAAUAUAACAGUUCAAAAAGAGGGAUUAAGAACAUUCAUGCCAGAAGAUGAGGCACUUGGUCUCACACACGAAUGCUGAGAUGUCUCAGAGUGGCCAUGUGUACUGGGAAAGGCCAAAACAGGUCACUGUGACACUAUAAUAUUCAAUUUCAUGUUACAGAGAUCUGUCAGUUAAAACCUCAGGCUAGUAGACAGUGAUCUCAAUUUUUAUUACCACUUCCAGUACAUGUUCUCCAGUGCUAAUAUUGCAGGGUUUGUUUAAUAACAUUAACUUUACUAUCUUGCUUCAUGAUUUCAAAAACAAUGAAUCGCUCUGCCCCAGCUUGCAUCUUUACAGAUUGAAGAGUCACAGCUUCUUUAAUCCUGGCAAAGUAACACUUGUACCAGACCAUAUAGUCUAGGUGGAAAAAGUAGACCAGUUUUCAGGGCCACGUGCAAUAGUUGACAUAGGAGAUACGAGUUAAGAAAGAGUGCUCAGAGUUUAUUUAGGUAUCUAUUGCCUAAGUCAUGUUUGAGAGAGAGAGAGAGAACACCAUUGCUAGUGUACAAUCACAAUCUGAAAAACUCAGUACUUUCAGCCUGAGAUUGUGCUCUGGUCACUACUUUAAUAUUAUUUUACAUCAGUCCUGUAAAUCUGGAAUUCAUUCAUUUGGUGAAAUAAAAUGGGCUAGUAAAAGCAAAGACUGAUUUUUUUAAAUUUUUUUCUUAGAAUUCUAUUUUGGGGUUUUUGCUUAUUGCACUGUGGCACUUAGAAAAAUUAAGGUGAAUUAGGAAAUUGCUGAUUUUAAGCCAAAUUCAAGUUAUAUUGAAAGUCAGCGAUAACUUCAUAUAAUGAGACUGCUACUUCAGAAAACCACUGUCCUGAAACACCAAUUGAUUAUUUGGAGAGUUAACCAAUGUAACCAAAUAAAUGCCAAAACGCUG
This is a messenger RNA of Aquila chrysaetos chrysaetos, 2500 nucleotides long. RefSeq names its product TERF2 interacting protein (gene TERF2IP). Gene Ontology annotation, biological process: regulation of DNA-templated transcription; telomere maintenance via telomere lengthening. NCBI's taxonomy places the organism in Eukaryota, Metazoa, Chordata, Aves, Accipitriformes, Accipitridae. The coding region runs from base 11 to 1021 and encodes 336 amino acids. Gene Ontology annotation, cellular component: shelterin complex. The transcript has 3 exons. The record is from RefSeq and is a predicted model, not a curated record. Gene Ontology annotation, molecular function: telomeric repeat DNA binding.